AUGGGAUUUUUAGAAGAUACUGAAGCUUCAAUAAAUUACUUAGAAAAGAUUGAUAACAAUCUCUCUCUUAUAAAAAACGAGUUAAAAGAAAUUAAAACAAAGAUAAAGAAACUUAGAAAAGAUAUGAGUAUUAUUAAGGAUAAUUCACAACACUGGAUUAACUUUUUCCAGUACAACGAGAAUGAUGAAAGCUUAUUUUCACUUGCUAAUACCAAAUCAGAAGUUAUAAUUGACGAUCCUUUUGCUGAUACGUUGCCAGAUGUUUUUAAAAGCACUGUUCAAAUUGAAAAUUUAGAAACGUUUGUUGAUGAUUCUUCAAUUCCUUACAGUGACUUAAUGAAUCAUCUUCCUGAAACCCUUAAAUCUGAACCCGUAUUCAUUGAACUUAAAGACUUCAUUAAAUCUCAACAGGUUGUUUCUUUUGAACAACUCAUAAAACGUUUUAGUACUACUUCAUCUGGAAAGCUUAAAAUUUUUAUCAACUAUUUACAGUCGAAAAAAUACGUAUCAAUAGAAGGAGAUAAGCUUUAUUUGAAUAAAUAA
This is a messenger RNA of Hepatospora eriocheir, 543 nucleotides long. Lineage: Eukaryota; Fungi; Microsporidia; Hepatosporidae. The record is from the annotation of a GenBank genome assembly.